UCUCCGCCGUGAUCAAACCCUAACCACUAGCGUCAUCAAUCAGCAAUAUAUAUAUAUAUAUAUAUAUAUAGAGAGAGAGAGAGAGAGAGAGAGAGAGAGCAUACACAAGUUUCAAGGAUUUUAAAAACAUACAUGAGGCCACCAAAGAGGACGAUCCACGUGAUAUCGUCAUGGGUACGGCGGCAACCACCAAAGGUGAAAGCUUUUCUCGCCGUAGUCACCGGCAUGGUGGCCUUGGUCUUGCUACGUGUGAUCGUGCACGAUCAUGACAAUCUCUUCGUUGCUGCCGAGGCUGUUCACUCCAUUGGAAUCUCCGUUCUUAUCUACAAGCUCAUGAAGGAAAAAACUUGUGCUGGUCUAUCACUCAAAACACAAGAACUAACAGCUAUGUUUUUGGCUGUUAGACUGUACUGCAGUUUCGUUAUGGAGUAUGAUAUACACACCUUGCUUGAUUUGGCUACAUUGGCUACAACAAUGUGGGUUAUCUUUAUGAUUCGUUUUAACCUGAAAUCAAGCUACAUGGAGGACAAAGACAACUUUGCAAUGUACUAUGUGGUGGUUCCUUGUGGUGUACUAGCUCUGUUAGUUCACCCAUCAACAUCACAUCAUAUUAUCAACAGGAUAUUUUGGGCAUUCUGUGUUUAUCUUGAGGCAGUUUCAGUCCUACCUCAACUUAGGGUUAUGCAGAAUACAAAGAUUGUUGAACCAUUCACGGCACAUUAUGUAUUUGCUCUGGGUGUUGCAAGGUUCUUGAGUUGUGCUCAUUGGGUUCUUCAGGUAUUGGAUAGUCGUGGGCAUCUACUUACGGCCCUGGGUUAUGGAUUAUGGCCAUCGAUGGUUCUUAUCUCAGAGAUCGUUCAAACGUUCAUAUUAGCAGACUUCUGUUACUACUACAUGAAAAGUGUUUUUGGAGGACAACUUGUUUUGCGACUGCCUUCGGGAGUGGUGUAAGCCAAGCAAGCGAGGAAGCAAAAGUUGAAGUAGUAGAUUUCUAUAUAUAUAGUAAUAGUAAUAGUAAUAGUGGGUAGUUGAUUAGGUCCAUGAUUUGUAUGUGCAUUUUGUGACAUUGUUGCGUAGCAUUUCAAACCAAACCAAAGCAACGCAACCACCCCCUUAU
Cynara cardunculus var. scolymus (artichoke) is the source of this 1117-nucleotide messenger RNA. RefSeq names its product putative ER lumen protein-retaining receptor C28H8.4. Gene Ontology annotation, molecular function: ER lumen protein retrieval receptor activity. The transcript is spliced from 6 exons. The record is from RefSeq and is a predicted model, not a curated record. Gene Ontology annotation, biological process: protein retention in ER lumen. Gene Ontology annotation, cellular component: membrane. NCBI's taxonomy places the organism in Eukaryota, Viridiplantae, Streptophyta, Magnoliopsida, Asterales, Asteraceae. The coding region runs from base 133 to 951 and encodes 272 amino acids.